GUGAGCAACCUGAGACGUCUGGCCUGUGGCUACUUUGCAGUUUGAUUGUGGAGACAGGUGGCCACUUGGUCUGCUGGAAGCCCCCGGGUGGUCAGGUCCCCAAUGGCAGCCUCCCAACUAGCAGCACUGGAAGGAGUGGAAUCAGGGACUGGGGAGCCCCGCCUGACGGAGGCCAGCCCAGGUUUCCUGUAUUCUGAGGGCCAGCGGCUGGCACUUGAAGCCCUGCUAAGUAAGGGAGUGGAAGCCUUUCGGUUGUGUGUGCAACAAGAGGGCCUGAGGCUCUUCCUGAGCACGGAUGAGGCCCAGGCUUUGGCUGUGGCUGCUGAGGACUGGAUAGUAGCGGGACAGGAUCCUGGAGGGUCAGGUGAAGGAGCCACCACCACUGAUGAGGAUGUGGACAGCCUUACCUACUGGCCCAGGAAGACCGAGGAGCCAGCGCCCCUGCUGCGGCUGGGCUGGCCGGAGGACACUGCAUGGAAAGGCAUCACCAGGGCACAGCUCUACACCCAGCCACCAUGUGAGGGCCACCCACCCAUUAAAGAGCUGGUGCGUGGGGAGAUCCAAGCUGCUUGCAAGCUGGUGGCCAUAGUCAUGGAUAUUUUCACCGACCCCGACCUGCUCUCAGACUUAGUGGACGCUGCCACACGACGAUGGGUGCCUGUCUAUCUGCUGCUCGACCGCCAGCAGCUGCCCUCCUUCCUGGUGAUGGCUCAGCAGCUGGGAGUUAACCCCUGGGCCACUGAGAACCUGGACAUCCGCACCGUGCGGGGCCACACCUUCCAGAGCCGCUGGCGACGCCAGGUGACUGGCCAUGUGCAGGAGAAAUUUGUGCUUCUUGAUGGGGACAGGGUCAUCUCGGGAUCCUACAGCUUCACAUGGAGUGAUGCUCGUCUGCAUCGGGGCCUGGUGACCCUGCUUACUGGGGAAAUUGCAGAUGCCUUCAGCCACGAGUUCCGCACACUGUAUGCGGCCUCAGGGCCACUCCCACCUGCGCCCACCCGGAACCUCCUCAGCCCACACCAUGUGGCCCUCCGCUGUCCAGUGGCCCCUGUGUCCCCACUGCUCCCUGGAGGCCCACUAGCCCAACGCUUGGCUGCCUGUCGAAUCCUUAAGGGGGAUGGACAGGAGGCCCCUGCCACCCCAGGGCCAGCUCUCAGUGACAUCCUAAGGAGUGUGCGUGCAAGGACAGCUAGUGGCCCACCGACCCGGCCUAGUCGUUCCCUGUGGGACCUCAGCCGCCUGUCCCAGCUGUCAGGUUCCAGUGAUGGUGACAAUGAGCUUAAGAAGUCAUGGGACUCCAAGGACACUCCUGCAAGGGCCCUGAUGAGGCAGCGGGGUGCUGGAGGGGGCCCCUGGGGUGAGAUGGACUCCCGUCCUUUGGCCUGGUCGCAGCCCUGGGGUGGGCCCCUGCCUGUGACUCCUGCCCGCCGCCUGCACUAUGUAUCUCCAGCCCGAAGGAGGUUGGGUGAUAAUUCUGCCUCAGACUGGACCCCUGGCUCAGGCCCUGGGCGGCGGCGCUGA
Molecule: messenger RNA, 1521 nt
Organism: Jaculus jaculus (lesser Egyptian jerboa)
Lineage: Eukaryota; Metazoa; Chordata; Mammalia; Rodentia; Dipodidae
Gene: Sack1e
Product: family with sequence similarity 83 member E
Exons: 5
Coding region: 103-1521 (472 amino acids)
Source: RefSeq, a predicted model, not a curated record